Auanema sp. JU1783 is the source of this 4122-nucleotide messenger RNA. NCBI's taxonomy places the organism in Eukaryota, Metazoa, Nematoda, Chromadorea, Rhabditida, Rhabditidae. The record is from the annotation of a GenBank genome assembly.
AUGGACGGGUUCUGUCCAGAUGAGAUGAAGACUGACCCGACUGUCUUACAAGACGAAGUGCAUGGAGAUUUUCCGACUUCUCAGGACAAUGUGGAUGCCUUGAUGAGAGAAGGCGAUGCUAUUUUGAAUCUCGACCGUGAUAUGAUUGAACCUGUGAUAGAUACCAGCAAUGUGCCUGCAUCAACUAGCGAAGUCCCUGCAUCAAUUAACGAAAUCCCUGCGUCAACUAACGAAGUCCCUGCUUCAACUAGCACUGCAUCUCAUGAUUAUGCUGCCGUUGUAGAAGAAAACGCUGCUUAUGAGAGAACUAACUUCACCCUCUCUACUGAGUUAGGAAAUGUGAAAGAACAAGUCGUACAUCUCUCUAACCAGAACAUUCAACUACAGCAGCAAAUAGCAAGCUCUGAAAAUGAGUUACAAGAACGAUCUCGCUUGUUCCGACAGAUGGAGUCAUCCCGGAACGAAUUAUCUUACAAAUGUACAGGUCUAGAAGCGGAAAGUAUGAAAUUGAAAAGUGAAAAAGAAGAACGAGAUUCCGUAAUCAAGAUAUUAACUCGAGAAAAGCAUGAUGUUCUAUUGGAGAACCAGAAACUUAGCCAGGAAUUGAAAGAUAUUGCCAAUGAGAAAGCUAAUCUUGCUAUUCAUAUCAAGAGCCUGGAUCAGGAAAAGAGAGCGAUUGCCUUUGAAAAAGAGCAAGCCACUAGGAAUAAAGCUUUGUACGAAGAAUCCAAGAAGUGGUUCCUGAAGGAAAUGGUUGAAAAAGACAAUACCAUUGCAAAAAUAAGACUGGAGAUUAGCUCAUCUGCGUUGAAAUGGCAGAACGAGAAAAUGGAGUACGCCAAGCAAGUCAAGGAACUCAAAGUUCAACUGAAUAAAGUUCAAGAUAUCUUACAAAUCAAGGAAGAAUCUCUCACAAAAAGUAUCGCAUCUAUCGAAGAAAGAGAAGCAGAGCACAGAAAGGAAAUUCAAAAUCUUGAGAGAGAGCUACGAGCAAGUAAAGAACUGACGGAGCUUUAUAAAGAUUCUAUGGAUAAGGCUGAACAAUGUGCUGCCGAGUUUAGGGAAGCCUUGAUGACGAAAGAGUCUCUUGCACGUUCCACAAAGGUUCUCAUUGAGGAACUUCGAUCGGAGAUGGAAGAGGAGAAGAACACCUACUUCAACGACCUUUCGUCCAAAACCGAGAAAAUUAGAGAACUAGAAGAAGAGCUAGAGAAAGCAAAUCAGAUGCUCAAGAAUAGACAUGCUGUUUCGUUGAACUUAACUGAAGAUGAGUUGGCGAAUCUAUCUCCGGCUGCUGCAGAGACGUCUAGGUUUGUCAAAGGAGGAAUGACACUCACUUCAAUGAUGAGAGAACAAGCUCGGUUAGCAGGAGAACUUGCUGCCGAACGAGAGAGAAACCAGCAGCUAGACCAGGCCAUGAGAGAAAUUGUGGAAGAUAUUGAGACGAGUGCCCCUCAACUUCUGAACCAGAAACAGCAGAUUGACAAGAUGUUCGACGAAAACACGUUGUUGAGAGAUCAGUUAGAAACUGCAGAUAUCAACCGUUACAAGUUGGAGAGCAGUAAGGAUGCUGCGGUUCGCGAACUCGCGUUUACCAGAGCUGAACUGGAGAAGUUCCAACGAGAUCUGAUGGACUUGUCGCGAAAGCAUCAACAUCUCUUGUUUGUUAUGGAAAAAGAGCGAAUGUUGCGAGAUACCAACAGCCCUCCACCUUCAGAAGAUGACGAUCGGCAGCUUUAUGAGAAUAUAGUUCAACUUCAAAAGCGUAAUAUGCAAUUGGAAUCAGAGUUGGCUAGCGAGAAGGCUUCAGCUGGACAAGCCCAAAUAACAGCUCAAAACACUGAAAUGGAAAAGUUGAGAAGAGAGUUGGAAACCUAUGUCUCCACUAACACAAGAUUAUCUAGUCAACUUGAGCAGAUGCAGACUGCUUUCGAUACGCUUCAAGAACAAUCUCAAAGAUUAUCGGCUCUGGUUGAAGACAAUGUCAGUGCGGCGGAAGCCCGUGCCGCAAGACAGAAGGCCGAGGACCUCUCUGCUGAGUUGCGAGCUGCUGAAAUGAAGGUUUCCCGUUUGGAGGAGACUGUAAGCUAUUUGAGAGAAGAAAAAGCUUCCAGUAAUAAAACGAGCGAAGAGAAGAUAGGUGCCUAUCAAGCAACUAUCAACGAGCUAACCCUUACUAGAGCGAAAUUAGAAGCUGAAUUUGAGCAGCAGAAGCAAAUAUCAUUGGCUUCCAUGAAAGAAAUCGAGCUCUUAGAUAAGGAAGUGAAGCGUGUGCAGAAGGAAUAUGAGCAAUUAUCAGUCACUGAGCAAGACACAAACAACAAACUGACUGAAAUGACCGAAAAGCAUAUAGAAUUACAUGACAACUUAGGAGAAUACAAAAUUAAGUGUACCGUUCUGCAGUCGGAACUUUCACAAAACACUAUCACCAUUGGUCGACUCGAAGCCCAGCUUGAGAUGUUCAAGACUAAAGAGUUCACAGACAAGGGAAUGAUGGAGUCGAUCUCAGAAAUCUCUCGCAGACUCAACUCUAUUGAAGCUGAGAAGUUAGUUAGAAAAGAACAACGGAUGGAGUUAAUCGAGAUGGAGAAUAAUUCUUUGAAAUCCGCAGCUUCACGAGCUUCUGCUCAACUUGCCACGAUGGAGAAUGAAGCUAAAGUGCAACAGUUCAAACUGGAACAGCAUAUUUCUCUACUUGGCCAACAGUUGAACGAAAAAGAAGAGCAACUCCGGUUCAAUGAAAUUCAAUUGGCAGAACUAAGAGUGAGACUGGCUAGCGUACAAUCUCAGUAUUCGAACGAAGAUAGCACCGAAGACAUGAGUCCAGAGCGAUUGAAAAAAGAAUGUCAACAACUUAAGAAUCGUACUCAGUACCUCGAAAGUCAAUGUGAAGAACUGAAAAAUAAGCUGGCUCUUGCAGAGGUUGAAGUAUCAAGGAAAGAGGAUGAGAUGAUUAAAUUGACUACACAUAGCGGAAAGAUGGAGACUGGAUUAGUCGAGGCUCAGAAAGUGGGUGAACUUGAGAGAGUUAGAUUGGAAAGCAGAGUCCAAGCUGCUGAAGGCCGUGCUGAUUCUUUGAGUGAAACUGUCGGUGAGCUUAGGAAGCAAGUCGACGAGAAGUCUGCUGAGCUUUUGAAUGUUAAUAUCGAGCGUUUAAAGGAGGUUAAUGAGCUUCAGCAGAAGCUUGAUGUACAGAAACAGCUUCUCACUUCAAAUGAAGAAGAAAUCAAGAUUUGGAAGAACUCUGUUGAAAACAUUAAAGAGGAAAUGGAGAAAAAAGAUCUUCGAUACAGCAAAAUCAAUGAUGAAAUUGAAAGUGCACAAAACGAUUUGUUGGCUGCUCAAGCGAAGGUAUCUUCAUUGGAAAACCUACUGAGAGCUGAGCAGGAAGCUUGCGCACAAGCUAAAGAAACAGCUAAGAUUGCUGAAGAUGCUCGGGAAAGUAUUCAGGUUAGCUUGGAGCAUAUGACCAAGAAAAUAGAAGAAGAUGACAAGACAUGGAGAGAAAUGCUCGAGAGAAGCAACAGCCAGGUUGCAGAUUUAGUUGGCAAAUAUGAGGCUGUUGUCAGCAAGUUGACUACCGAUGAUUUGACUAAGAUCGAUCCUGAAGCUCCUCAAGCUGUCAUGACUUCUCAGCAAGGUGUCAUUACGUUCCUACGUGAUGAGAAGGAUGCUGCUUUCAACAGGGCUAUGAAUUCAGAGAUAGAGGUUCUUCGAUUAAGAUCAGAAAUAAAGGAACUUUCUGUUCGCUGUGACCAGCUGGUGGCUACAAAUCAGAAAUUGUCUAUUGAAAACGUUUCUGGAAAUGCAGCUCUUGCAGAAAAAGCCGACAUGCUCAAAAGAAUCGAGGAGCUCUUAGGUUUCCAACAGCAAUACAUGCGAUUGAGAGGAGAGAAAGAUCGAUUGCUCCAAGUUUGUACCGAAAAUCAGAAAAAAAUCAAAGAGACAGACUCUGAAAUGGAGAAGUUAAGAGAACAGCGCAACUACGCCAAUAACAUCUGCAAGAUGAAAGAGGCUGAAGUCACAUCCUUAACCAAAGAAACCGAAAUUUUGAAAACUCGUAUUGAGAGUCUGCAGAAAGAGAAAACUACAGAACUGAGGUUGGUGAAAGCAAUCAUCUAA